Molecule: messenger RNA, 2970 nt
Organism: Rhodamnia argentea
Lineage: Eukaryota; Viridiplantae; Streptophyta; Magnoliopsida; Myrtales; Myrtaceae
Product: auxin response factor 9-like
Exons: 14
Coding region: 514-2583 (689 amino acids)
Biological process (GO): regulation of DNA-templated transcription; response to hormone
Cellular component (GO): nucleus
Molecular function (GO): DNA binding; protein binding
Source: RefSeq, a predicted model, not a curated record
AGAGAGAGAGAGGGCGAGGUAAAGUGGGGAGGAGAAGCUUUUUGCGUAUAAUAAGUCGAGCAAAGCGGUUUCGUUUUGAUUCUCUCGAACGGCGUUUUCUCUGUGAUUCAUUUCUCUUCCAGCAAGAGAGAGAGGCGCUAGAGAGAGAAACCAGAGGGAGAGGGCGAGGGAGGUGCUUUUGGUCUGGUGCUGGCGAGCUCCGCAGAGGAGGCGGCGGCGGCGGCGGUGCGGGUUGUAACGGCCGUCGGGGUUGCCGAGAGGACGGUGCUGCUGGGGUGUUUCUCCGGCGUUACGUUUUUUUGUUUUGUUUUCUCUCUCCCGCGAAGGAGGCGAAUCGCAUUUACAGUUCGCGAGCUGUGAGCUUUGGGCGUCAUUAUUUUCGCGGCGAUUGUUGCGGUUACACAAGGAGGGCGGUCUCUCCGUGCGGACGGAGCUAGCUUUUGGACCUUUCGUCUGUGAUUUCGUCGCCGGCGGAGGUACAGCUUCGGACCCGUUCACUCAGGCAGGGCUCAGAUGAUGCCGGAUCGAGCUGAAGGUUGUGGAGGUGGGGGACGAGAUGAGCUCUAUAACGAGCUGUGGAAGGCCUGUGCGGGCCCGCUGGUCGACGUCCCUUGCCGAGGAGACAGGGUCUACUACUUUCCACAGGGACACAUGGAGCAACUUGAGGCAUCGACAAAUCAGGAACUGAAUCAGAGGAUUCCGCUUUUUAGUCUCGCUUCCAAAAUUCUUUGCCAUGUCAUGCACGUUCGGCUCCUGGCAGAGCAAGAAACAGAUGAGGUUUAUGCACAGAUUACUCUACUUCCAGAAGGAAAUCAAACAGAGCAUACCAGUCCUGAUCCACGCUCUCCAGAACCUCCAAGACCGAGAGUUCAUUCUUUCUGCAAGGUUCUAACUGCCUCAGAUACCAGCACACAUGGUGGCUUUUCUGUCCUCAGGAAACAUGCGACCGAAUGCCUUCCCCCAUUGGACAUGACCCAGUCGACCCCAACCCAGGAGUUAGCUGCCAGGGAUCUUCAUGGAUAUGAAUGGAAAUUUAAGCAUAUAUUCAGAGGUCAACCGCGAAGGCAUUUGCUUACUACGGGAUGGAGUUCGUUUGUCACAUCGAAGAGAUUGGUUGCUGGUGACUCGUUUGUGUUCUUAAGGGGGGACAAUGGCGAAUUGCGCGUUGGAGUGAGACGAGUUGCUCGUCAGCAGAGCAGUAUGCCUUCCUCAGUGAUUUCGAGUCAGAGCAUGCACCUUGGAGUUCUUGCAACUGCCUCUCAUGCUGUCUCGACUCAAACUAUGUUUGUGGUUUAUUACAAGCCAAGGACUAGUCAGUUCAUCAUAAGCUUGAACAAAUAUUUGGAAGCUGUUAACAAUAAAUUCACAGUUGGAAUGAGAUUCAAGAUGAGAUUUGAGGGCGAGGAUUCUCCGGAGAGAAGGUUUUCUGGUACAAUAGUCGGGGUGGAAGAUUUCUCACCUCAAUGGACCGAUUCAAGAUGGCGAUCAUUGAGAGUUCAAUGGGAUGAACAUGCAUCUAUCCCAAGACCUGACAGGGUAUCACCCUGGGAAAUUGAACCCUUUGUGGCUUCUGUGCCUGCAAGCAUCCCUCAAUCAACAGCAGUGAAGAACAAGAGGCCCCGUCCAUCCUCUGAAGUCCCUGCAGAUGCUACUGCUGCGUCUGCUAUCUGGAAUUCUGGAUAUACACAGACCCAUGAUCUGAAAGAACUGAGAGUUACUGAUGAGGGAAAAAGUAGUGAUGGCCGUUUUUUGUGGAAUUACAAGUUGGCAGAUGUCAACAGCACCAGCAGUUCUAUAACAAGGGCUCAAACAGAAGGGGGAUGGCUGCCUUCUCCAUGCUUAAGUGUUUCUCAAAAUAUUCUACCUGAUGCAGUGGAUGACAGCAAGAGCGUCUCUGCUUUGCCUGUGCCCUGCAGGCAAUCGAAAACGCAUCCAUCAAGCUUGAACAAGGAACCAAUGCCCAACCCAGUUGAGGACGGUAAAAAAGUUGAGACAACUUCUAGUUGCCGAUUGUUUGGUAUUGAUCUGAUUAACCACUCUUCAAGUUCACCUCCUUCGGACAAGGCACCCCUUCAAUCUAUGUGUGUAUCAACUGCUACAACUGAAGGACAUGUUCAAACCCCCUUGUCGACAGCUGAUUCUGAUCAGAAAUGUGAUCUUCAGAAGGCUUCUGAGGAAGUAAAACAAGGACAGUUGCAGAAUCCAGGGAAAGAGACUCAGACUAAGCAAAGUUGCUCCACUAGAAGUCGUACAAAGGUUCAAAUGCAAGGAAUUGCCGUAGGUCGGGCCGUGGACUUGACCAUGUUGGAAGGGUACAGUCAACUGAUAGAUGAGCUAGAAGAGAUGUUUGACCUCAAAGGACAGCUUCGACCACGAGAUAAGUGGGAGAUUGUCUUUACUGAUGAUGAAGGAGAUAUGAUGCUCAUGGGUGACGAUCCCUGGCCGGAGUUCUGUAACAUGGUGAAAAGGAUUUUCAUAUGCUCGAGCCAGGAUGUGAAGAAGAUGAGCGCCAAAAGCAAGCUCCCCGUAUCCUCGGUACAAGGGGAAGGCGCCAUAAUAAGCUCAGAUUCAGCAGAUAACUGAAUCGACAGGGCUCUCUCUGGCUCUCUCUCUCUCUCUCUCCUCGUCGCUUUCUUUUCAAGUCGUCAUUCCGUUUUGUUCUUCGAUUUGUUCAUACAAAAGGAACUGGUUUACAUUUAUUUGGAGGGAUGAUGUUAGUUUGAACAGUAAUGUAACUGGACAUCUGUAAGCUCGUUUUUAGGGAGCUGCUGACUUCCAAAAGGAACCUCAUUAAGUAAAGUGAGCUCGAGGGCUGGAGGGAGUUAAUGCAAAAGAGUUAAGCGCUAGAGUCUGUGAAUACUUUCAAUUUCUUCCCCGGGUUGAGAUUGACGUGGGGUCUCUCGUCUCUUUGUACUUGUAAAUAUGUCUAUGGCAGUACGAUGAUCUUUGUUAGUGACUGCAUAGUUUUCU